UGCAGGCUGCUCGGCCGGAGCGCGUCUCUCCAUCCUCAGCCUCAGCCUCCGCUCCAUGGGGACACACAGCCGCACUUUACCCUCCGCUGAGCACCUCCCUGCUGCUGCUGCUGCCGCUGCUGCCGCCGCCUGGUCUCAUGACUUUCUCAAACUGUUGUCGGGAGUGGAAUAUAAAGCAUCGGAAGUUAUAUGACUAGUACAGAGCGUGUGGGAUUAUUAUCACAGCGCUUAAGUUUUUUUUCUUUAAUUUAUUUUUUAUUGGGAGUUCAUGAGGAGCGUGUCCAUGUCUUCUGUCGGAUGAUGGCUCCGGCAGGCUCCGUCUUUUUACUGUUUGGGAUUAUUCUGGAAAUCACUUGUGUUGCUGCCAUUGAACUGCGCUUUAUGCCUGAUCCGCCGACGCUGAACCAAUAUGGCGUCCAAAGGAUGAACAAAUCCGACAACCUGGAGCUGACGUGCAGAGGUCGGCAGUACUUGAGGUGGACGACUCCUCCUACGAGCACUCGCUUCUCCACCAGCGACUGCAGCGGAUCGGGACUCUUCUGCACAACACUGCGGAUCUCCAACGCGACCGUCAACGAGACCGGACAGUACCAGUGCUCCUACAGAGACCUGAAAGUCGAAGAUGGCAAGACUUCAGUGGCAGCUUAUGUGUUUGUCCACGACUACAAAAUACCAUUUGUGCCGUCCGAGAAAGAGUACGAGGUGGUGUUCAUCCGCGAGGGCGAGCGGGUGGUGAUACCGUGCCGAGGCUCGGUGGAGAACCUCAACGUGACGCUCCACACUAAGUAUCCAAACAAGGAACUUCAUCCCGAUGGGAAGGACUCUCUGUGGGACGCCAAGACGGGUUUCACCGUCCCCAGUUAUCUGAUCAGCUACGCCGGAGUCGUGUCCUGCCAGACUCGUAUCGGCAAUGAGACGUUCAAGUCCCCCCUCUACAUUGUCGCUGUUGUUGGAUACAAAAUCCAUGAGCUCACCCUGACCCCCGCGGAUGUCAAGCUUUCUGUGGGGGAGCGGCUGGUGCUCAGCUGCACGGCUGAGACCGAGCUCAACGUGGGCAUCGAAUUCAACUGGACGCACUCCGGUCAGGCGCUGACCUCUGUGAACGGCUCCCGGCUGACCCACACAAACCCCCACAAAAAGAAGCUGUGGAACUCCCUGGUGCUGUCCAACACGCUCACGGUGGAGAACGUGACGGUCGAUCACACUGGAGAAUACACCUGCACCGCGUCCAGCGGGCUGAUGGAGAAAAGCGCCUCAGCCUUUCUCAGAGUGUUUGAAAAGCCGUUCAUUGAGAUAAAGGAGCCGUGGACGAAGGUCUGGGAGGUAAAUGUGGGCAGUCAAGCGUCUCUCCCUGUCAAGUAUUCAGCAUACCCCGACCCCGGCUUUAAAUGGUUAAAAAAUGGCCUACCACUGAAAGAUGACUACAGAAUAAGACAGAAAAAUGAUCUCAUCAUCCGCGGAGUCACAGAAAUGGAUGCUGGGAAUUACACCGUGGUCCUGACCAACAAAAUGACCAAAGAGGAACAAAGACGCUCCUUCCAGCUGAUCGUCAAUGUGCCUCCUCAUAUAAUUGAGAAGGAGGUGGCGGUGGAUACGGAUGUGUACCUGUACGGCAGCAGCCCCACCCUCAGGUGCACAGCUCGGGGAAAUCCAAUACCUGCACAGAUCGAGUGGCAGUGGAUGCCCAGAAAGGACUGUCCACAGGCCUUCCAGUCUGGGCUGACAAAGUCUGAAGCACAGGUAGCAGAGUGUACAGGCUGGAGAGAUAUCAGCAACGGCACCGGUCACCACCCUGUAGAGCAGAUUAUGAUUACCACGGAUCACGCACAAAAGAAAAUCAUGAGCUCUCUGAAGAUCCAGAAGGCAGAGGUCCACGCUCUCUACAGAUGCUCUGCUGCCAACAAAGUCGGCGAGGACUCACGCGUCAUCUUUUUCCACGUCACGCGUGGACUUGAAGUGAGCGUGUCUCCAUCCAACGAGCCCUUGGAGGAGGACCAUGUGGUUCUGCAGUGUAAGGCGGACAUGCUGAUCUAUGGCAACCUCGCCUGGUACCGCGUGACCAACGUCUCCGAGUCAGAGCAGAUCGCGUCGGUGCAGCCGUGUCGCUCCCUGACGCGGCAGCGGAGGCCCCUGAAGCACGGUGUGCAGUCCAGCCUGCAGGGCACCAACGUGACCGUGGAGCUGCUGCUGCCCAACGCCUCCCGUCAGGACGAGGGUCUGUACGCCUGUCAGGUAGAAAACAUCAAGACCAAGGAGAGAACCUGCCUGCUGCGCCGCCUUUCGCUCAAAAGCCACGAGGCUGCGAGGAUACUCAAUAAUUUAACAGAUCAGAAGGUCAACGUGAGCGCGACGAUCAGCCUCAGCUGUGACGCCGUCGGGAUGCCUAACCCGACGGUGGUGUGGACCAAAGACAACCACACCUUGGUGGAGGGCUCAGGUGUGAUCCUGAGCCAGAACAACCACACUCUGACGAUCCAGCGUGUGAAGAAGGAGGACAGUGGUCAGUACACCUGCAGGGCUUGUAACAGCCGGGGCUGUGACACCGCACAGGCCUUUCUGACGACUGAAGGUGCAGAGGAAAAGACUAAUGUGGAGCUGAUUGUUCCCAUUGGGUCGGUGGUCAUCGCCAUGUUUUUCUGGUUACUAAUCGUUUUCGUCAUCCGUGGAAGAAAGAGACCGAAUGGUGGCGAUCUGAAGACGGGCUACCUGUCCAUGAUCCUGGACUCAGAGGACAUGCCCAUGGAUGAGCAGUGCGAAAGGCUCACGUAUGACGCCAACAAAUGGGAGUUCCCUCGGGACAGGCUGAAGCUCGGUGACCCACUGGGGCGAGGAGCGUUCGGUCAGGUGGUGGAAGCAGCCGCCUUUGGCAUCGAGAAAGUCACCACGUGCACCACUGUCGCAGUCAAGAUGCUGAAGGAGGGAGCCACAUCCAGCGAGUACCGCGCCCUGAUGUCCGAGCUGAAAAUCCUCAUCCAUAUCGGACAUCAUCUCAACGUCGUCAACCUGCUGGGAGCCUGCACGAAGCCCGGAGGCCCACUGAUGGUGAUUGUGGAGUACUGUAAACAUGGAAACCUCUCCAGCUACCUGAAGAGCAAGCGCGCCGAGUACAGCCCCUACAAGAGAAAGCGUGUGGACAGCCAGCGGUGGGCGCCUGUGGAGGAGGACAUGUCCGAAGGGGAUCUGGGUCUGGGGAAGAUCGCCCAGCUGGACAUCUGCACGGGGACGGCUGUCUGCUCCCGAGCUGGAGACAUGGCUUCAGGCAGCAGCAUGGACACGCAGGAAGAGAGCUCCGACGAGGACCAUCUGACCAUGGAGGACCUGAUCAGCUACAGCUUCCAGGUGUCCAAAGGCAUGGAGUUUCUGUCCUCCCGCAAGUGUAUCCACAGAGAUCUGGCAGCCAGAAACAUCCUGCUCUCAGAGAACAACGUGGUCAAGAUCUGCGACUUCGGCCUCGCCAGAGAUGUCUACAAAGACCCCGACUACGUCCGCAAGGGAGAUGCGCGUCUCCCUCUGAAGUGGAUGGCCCCCGAGACCAUCUUCGACCGGGUGUACACCACUCAGAGUGACGUUUGGUCCUUCGGGGUCCUUCUCUGGGAGAUCUUUUCUCUAGGGGCUUCUCCCUACCCGGGUGUUUGCAUCGACGAGUCUUUCUGCAGGAGGCUGAAGGAGGGAACCAGGAUGAGACCACCGGAAUACGCCACCACUGAGAUAUACCAGACCAUGCUGGACUGCUGGCUGGAUCGUCCCACAGACAGGCCGACAUUCGCAGAGCUGGUCGAACAUCUGGGCAACCUGCUGCAGGCCAGCGCUCAGCAGGAUGGGAAGGACUACAUCCCUCUGACAGCGGGCGGCGACACCGAAGGAUCUCCACUGACCCCUGACCCCAGGAGCCCCUACAGCAAGCCCCAAAGUGGGGAAAUCCUGGAAGCUCAGCUCCACUAUGACAACCCGCCGUCCCUCAGGCCGUCGCAGCAGAGCGAGAGGUGCAGUCGGCCGCUCAGCGUGAAGACGUUUGAGGACAUCCCUGUGGCGCACAGCAGCGUCAUGGAGGGCCACACAGACAGCGGUAUGGGCUUCUCACCAGAGGAGGUCAAAGGUUUAAACCGACACCUGUCUACUACGCCCAACUUCAGUCAGCUGCUGCGCUGUAAGAGUAAAGAGUCUCUGGCCUCGGAGUCAUCCAAUCAGACGAGCGGAUACCAGUCGGGGUACCACUCUGACGACACGGACACUCCGAUCUACGCUAACGAGGAGGUGAUCAUGAAGCACAAGAUGCUGAAGACGCCCGACAAGUUCAACGUGGAGAUCCGCUACAGCACGCCGCCCGUCUGACCCCACACAUGUCCCAACUACUUAACCCUGAGUCUUUUCACUGUUCGGUAUUUGUUUACCCUCCGCGGGCUUCACACUUUUAGGAAUUAAUCACAACUCUUGCAGUAAAGCAGCUCGGGUCACGACUGUGGCGCUGAGACAUUUUGACAGGAGAUAACUUAAUAAGUCAGCUGGAGGGGGAAAAAUGAAGGUUGUAUGAUAAGUUUGUAAGCGCAGCGCUCUUUGGACAGCCGGAGGAAUGCUAUCGUGUUUACACAGCGAGUUAACGGUCUGGGCAGCAGAGACAUGAGGACACGCCUACUUCCUCAGGCACAAUCCACCCACUUCCUGUAUUGCAGGAAAUGGCAUCUGGAAUUUUUAGACAAUUGAAACAGCAAAUGUUUUCUUUCUUUUUCUUUUCUUCUUUUUCUUUUGGGGCGAAAAAAACUAAAAAAAAAUCCUGUCAAGGAGACAGUUCUCACAGACCAAUCAGAACAAUGAUUCUAGAGUCACAUUUGUACAGUUCUUUUUUUCGCAUAUAACUUACAGUAUUUUAUUAAAUAAGUGUAUCAGUUAACCUGCAAUAAAUGUAACUAGUUUUAUAAAAUAAAAAUACCCACAGAUUAAGAUAUAU
Acanthopagrus latus (yellowfin seabream) is the source of this 4945-nucleotide messenger RNA. It is a transcript of the gene kdr, whose product is annotated as kinase insert domain receptor (a type III receptor tyrosine kinase). Gene Ontology annotation, biological process: protein phosphorylation; cell migration; angiogenesis. Bases 190 to 4332 code for a protein of 1380 amino acids. Gene Ontology annotation, molecular function: vascular endothelial growth factor receptor activity; growth factor binding; ATP binding. The transcript is spliced from 30 exons. The record is from RefSeq and is a predicted model, not a curated record. Gene Ontology annotation, cellular component: signaling receptor complex; membrane. NCBI's taxonomy places the organism in Eukaryota, Metazoa, Chordata, Actinopteri, Spariformes, Sparidae.